Messenger RNA from Triticum dicoccoides, 1405 nucleotides. RefSeq lists its product as uncharacterized. Lineage: Eukaryota; Viridiplantae; Streptophyta; Magnoliopsida; Poales; Poaceae. The transcript is spliced from 3 exons. The coding region runs from base 192 to 1313 and encodes 373 amino acids. The record is from RefSeq and is a predicted model, not a curated record.
AUGCCCGUUGUCCCUUCUGGCUCGUGCCCUCCCGCGGCGUACCUCGCGGCGCCGCGCCCGGCCGGUGGCCUUGCCCAACGGCUACGCCUCCUUGGUCAGCGGCGCUUAUAAAGCCGCCGCGGCAGCUUCGCUUUCCUCCAUUUCCUCCUCCACCCCAGCAGAGCUCGAGAGACCGAAGGGAGUGGGAGAUCAUGGCGAGGAGCACGCGCUCGCUGGCGUUCUUUGUGCUCGUUGCCGUGGCCGUCCGAACCAUUUCCGCCGUCACCGAUGGGCUGUUGCCCAACGGGGACUUCGCGCAGGGGCCGGACAAGUCGGAGAUGAACGGCACGGUGGUGACCGCGCGCCACGCCAUACCGUGCUGGGAGAUUUCCGGGUUCGUGGAGUACAUCGAGCCCGGGCACAAGGAGGAGGACAUGAUCCUGGCGCUGCCGGCGGGCGCGUCGGCCGUGCGGCUGGGCAACGACGCCACCAUCCGGCAGCAGCUCAACGUCACGCGCCACAUGUUCUAUUCCGUCUCCUUCAUGGCCGCGCGGUCGUGCGCUCAGGCCGAGAAGCUUAACGUGUCGGUCGACCCGGAGUUCGGCGUGCUCCCGAUCCAGACCGUGUACACCAGCACCGGCUGGGACACCUACUCCUGGGCCUUCAAGGCCAGGCACGGCACCGGAUGGCUGAGCAUCCACAACACCGGCGUCGAGGAGGACCCGGCGUGCGGCCCCCUCGUCAUCGCCGUCGCCAUCAAGACCCUCUACGCUCCCCACCACACCAAGGGUAACAUGCUGAGGAACGGGGACUUCGAGCAGGGGCCGUACAUCUUCCCCGGCACCCUGUGGGGCGUGCUGCUGCCGCCGAUCACGGAGGACGUGCACUCGCCGCUGUCGGGCUGGAUGGUCAUGUCGGACACCAAGGUGGUCAAGUACGUGGACGCGCCGCACCACGCGGUGCCGCGGGGCGCGCGCGCCGUGGAGCUGGUGGCCGGCCGGGAGAGCGCGCUGGUGCAGGAGGUGCGCACCGUGCCGGGGCGGACGUACAGGCUGUCCUUCGCCGUGGGGGACGCCGCCAACGGCUGCAGCGGGUCCCUGGUGGUGGAGGCGUACGCGGGGCGGGGGACCCUGAGGGUGCCGUACGAGUCCCUCGGCACGGGCGGGUCCACGCCGGCGGCGCUCGAGUUCACGGCGGUCGGCAACGAGACGCGCGUGGUGUUCCAGAGCUCCAACCACCUCAUGAAGUCCGAUGCCACCCUGUGCGGGCCCGUCGUUGACGACGUGUUGCUCGUCCCGGUGCGCGCGCACGCUGCCCGCCGGUUUCGUUUGUAGCGUAUAUCUAUCUUUUUAGGCUGGUCAUACUGGGGAGUAACUUAGACUAGUAACAUACAUAUGUUACUAGUCUAUGUUACUACCUUUAUAGU